Fukomys damarensis (Damara mole-rat) is the source of this 1125-nucleotide messenger RNA. RefSeq names its product phytanoyl-CoA 2-hydroxylase (gene Phyh). Gene Ontology annotation, molecular function: phytanoyl-CoA dioxygenase activity. Gene Ontology annotation, biological process: fatty acid alpha-oxidation. The transcript has 8 exons. Lineage: Eukaryota; Metazoa; Chordata; Mammalia; Rodentia; Bathyergidae. The record is from RefSeq and is a predicted model, not a curated record. Bases 352 to 1074 code for a protein of 240 amino acids.
GACCCCCGCACUGGGCUUCGCGUGCCCACGGGGGCUGCUGCAAAGCAGGAGUGUGGUGCCCGCCAUGGAAAGCACGGCCAGGGGCAGUCGUUUCUGGAAAACAUUGUUCUGUGUCCGCCUUAAUUCACAGCCCAGGCAGCGCACCCCUCCUCGGCGGCUGUCUGCCCGAGUCCCGGCUCUCAACAGUUCCAGUAUACUUUGGAUAAUGAUGUCCUAACCCUGGAACAGAGAAAAUUUUAUGAAGAUAAUGGAUUCCUUGUCAUUAAAAAUCUGGUAUCUGCUGCUGAUAUUCAACGCUUUCGGGCUGAGUUUGAAAGAAUCUGCAGAAAGGAGGUGCAGCCACCAGGAAUAAUGAUAAUGAGGGAUGUGGACAUUGUGAAGUCGAAAGACACUGCCGGUGAGAAAGUGAUUUCAAAGAUCCAGGAUUUCCAGGAGGACGAGGAGCUGUUUAGAUACUGCACUCUCCCCCACAUUCUGAAAUACGUGGAGUGCUUUACUGGACCUAAUAUUAUGGCCAUGCAUGCAAUGCUGAUAAACAAACCUCCAGAUACUGGCAAGAAGACCUCACGGCACCCCUUGCACCAGGAUCUGCACUAUUUCCCCUUCCGGCCCAGCAACAGCAUCGUUGCUGCUUGGACCGCAAUGGAGCACAUUGACCGGAGCAACGGUUGUCUGGUGGUGCUUCCGGGUACCCACAGGCGCUCCCUGGAGCCACACAGCUAUCCCCAGUGGGAGGGUGGAGUCAACAUAAUGUUCCACGGGAUCCAGGACCUCAAGCGGGACAGCCCCCGCCUGCACCUCGUCAUGGAGGAGGGAGACACUGUCUUCUUCCACCCUCUGCUCAUCCACGGAUCUGGGCGGAACAGAACGCAAGGGUUCAGGAAGGCGAUUUCCUGCCAUUUUGCCAGUGCCAACUGCCACUACAUUGACGUGAAGGGCACCCAGCACGAAGACAUCGAGAAGGAAAUGAAACAAGUAGCAAAAAGAAAAGGCGUAGUUGCAGGCGAUUUCAGCAUGAAGGACAUUUGGAAGUUUCGAGCCCGGCUUGUGAAAGGAGAAAGAAUUAGCCUUUGAAAUGGCCCUUCGUUAUAACACUUUUAAAGGAAGUCAAUCAAAGUGAAGCAA